Molecule: messenger RNA, 2104 nt
Organism: Coccinella septempunctata (seven-spotted ladybird)
Lineage: Eukaryota; Metazoa; Arthropoda; Insecta; Coleoptera; Coccinellidae
Product: protein APCDD1-like
Exons: 4
Coding region: 458-2041 (527 amino acids)
Biological process (GO): negative regulation of Wnt signaling pathway
Cellular component (GO): plasma membrane
Molecular function (GO): Wnt-protein binding
Source: RefSeq, a predicted model, not a curated record
CUACUAGUUUUUGAGCUAAACAUUUUAAUUUAUGUCACCUUCCAAAUAUAUUUUCAGGUUUCUUAAUAGAACCACAGGUAUCAGAAAAGUCAUUCCUUGUUGUCAUACAUGGGUUAGAGGGAACAAAGAAAAGUUGAACCGUAAAAUAUGUUGGAUCCUAACAAAUGUAUUGAAAUGGGAAUAUUUUUUACUCUCACAAUGAUCCUCCAUCUCUCUUCCACCUAUGUCACAACUUGAAAAGGGUCUGAUCGUUUAUCAACUAGCUGUCAAAGUCAGGGGACCCCCGCAGACUUGACAUGUUAAAGAGGUUCGGAGAACUUCCAGAGAUUUUACUACCGACUCUCUUCUGGAUCUGAAGAACAAACAUUCGACCAAAGUAACCCGGACGGGCUGGUUGCUGAAGAACGAUUUAAAAUAUAACGGCAACGUGCGACGCCCCCGCGCUGACAAAUACGAUAUGUUGUGUGACAAUUUGUGUUUUUUGGUUUUUUUUCUAACUGUGUUAGCUUUUGAGACUGUUUUGACUUCAAGAUGCGAGGAAUUAGUUGCUUUGUCUACUUUGGAAGAUAAACAAACUGUUGUGGAUACUAAUUUGGAAUUACUAGCUGGAACUUGGAUUUCCGAGGGAUGUGAAACACGUCCAGGUCCGGAAUAUGUAAUUCGAUAUUACCAAUUUGGCGACAAGGGAAAUUUCACCCUCAUCCAGCAUCAUUAUUGGGAUGAAAGCUGUUCUUCUCCGAAACUUACGUUAACCGCAACCGGACGCCUGUCGCUGAGGAAUUCUUUGAUACAACCUGGAGCUAGCACUGGUUACCCGAAACUUCGGAAUAUUACCGUUAUUCCUCAAGAUGUCAAUGCUGCCAAAGAAUUGGAUCGAUUUGUAGCCGCAAAAUGUCCAGGUCAGUAUUGGAAGACUUGGAGACGCUAUGAGGAACACCUGGUGUACGAAAAUAAAAACACGGUGAGAAGAAAAUUACCGGCAUACUUAUCCACAGUUCACAAUUUCCACUCUGUGAACAGCCAGAGGAACGUCCUUCAUGCAUCUGGCCACAUAUCCUGCCUUGGUUCUUUGAAAUGGGCCUUCAAUGAGAUCAAACUCAUCAAAAUUCAGCUGAGGCCUCUUUCAGCUAGUCGAAUCAAGAAAUUGAAAGAAAUGAAGAUGGAGUUGCUUCUGGGAGAUAUUCAUAGCAAUCCCCAUCUGAGGGAGGUCUACAAUCCAACGAGUUUCCAAGUACCUCUAUUGAAAUAUUCUGAUAACGAAAUAGUUACCGUUAACAAACACCCUUACUUGAUCAAGAACACGAACACCAUGAUGUCUAAUGUCUUCACCAAUGCCAAAAUCCCACCUCAUCUAUUGGUUAAAUUGAAUCUCCCCCCUUACAUAUGGGGAGAAUGGACCUCCGUGAGAUGUGAGAUAAGAAACAUGGGCCUCUACCUCAAACGUCUGUUCUACUUUUAUUCGGAAGAUUCAACAUGGAUUGGUGAACAUAAGUUUUACUCCGACCCUUUCUGCACUGUUAUUAGGUUUUCUGUCACAGCUGCUGGUUAUAUGAAUACUGUAGGAGAAAGCAAAGUUAUCGAAGGAUCUUACGACAUUGAUUUCAAUAUAGAAAGAGCUAGUCUUACAGUUAUGGACCAGAGAAUGAUAACGGACAUGCAUCUUACAGACACGUGUGGCCUAGAUGAAUGGGUAGUUAACGUACCGAAAGAAUUGAGCUCAACUAAAGGAUGCCUCCAACUUGGUAUAGUUCUUCCUUCUGUUCUUCAAGACAUCGUGAAAAUCGAGAUGGAUUUUAGAGGUUCGCUGAUUCUGUUCCUUGGACAAUCAGAUAGUGAUAACUUGCCAAGCUUGAUGAAAGAAAGACCAACGGCUUUUCAGCCUCCCCUGAUGAAAUGCGGAGAUGUGACAGCCUACUCUCAAGAGCUAAGGGAUAUUUUGUAUGACGAUUUAGAAAUUAGUAAUGAGGGUAACAGAUUCUUUCAGAUUCCUGUUGUGAUGUUGACAAUGUCGUUGGUAAUUUGUUAUGUACAUAUAUCUUGAUGAACACUAGAAAACGAUUAAGAAAGGUAGGAGCAUAUCGGAGUAGGGGUGACCAGUAUUGAA